GGGAGGGCGGUGCUCGAGCAAAGAGCCUUCCCCGCCAGAACGGCCGGAGAACACUCUCGGAUGCACCAUGACCACCGCCAAGGCAGUGAGGAGGGCAGCGGCAGCCGUCAACCUGUGCACCUUGGUGCUGCUGCUCGAUUUUAUCAGCUGUGGGAACCUAUCGUAUUUUGGAACUGUGAAUGGGAACGUCACUCUGGCUCCAUCAUUAACUGUAGAUUUUAAAGAGAUAAUAUGGAAAAAAGGAAAGAAUAAAGUCGUGGAAUGGGGAUCAGACUAUGAGGUCAAAUCUUACCCACCUUUUAGAGGUAGGGUUGAUUUAGACACUAAGUUGGGUAACCUCAUCAUCGUCAAUUUAACAUCAUCGGAUGAAGGUGAAUAUGAGAUUGAAUCCCCGAGCCUUACAGAUGACAAGAAAUUUUUUCUUACAAUUCUUGACCCUCUUCCAUCUCCGAUACUACAUUGUAUAUUGAUUAAUGAAAGCAUUGAAAUCCACUGUGAGAUCCCUCAGAGUUACCAUAGGCAUCGACAGCAAAUACAAUACGAAUGGCGUUGCCCUUUUCCACCAUGUGGAAAAGGCUUUCUCGGAAUUCCUUCUCCGCUCAAACUGGCCAAGUUAUAUCUUCAGGAGGGUGAUCUCUCGCAGAAAGUAGAGUGUGUUAUUGAGAAUCAAGAAUCCAAUAGGACAUCAUCAAUGGUUUUGUCAACCUGUGUCCCAAGUGUUCAAUUAAGGACGAGAUAUAUAUAUAAAGUCUUAUCAUUGGUAUUAGUAAUAUGCUUUGUAAUAGGUUUUCUGAAAUAUGCCGGAAAAAGAGAAAGUACCAACCCGACGUGAUGAAAUCAGAUCCAUAGUCACUAACUUAAAAUAAAAAAGUCAUUGGAUUUACCAUUCCAGUGUUACAUCACCUUCGAGAAAACUACAACACCUGAAGUGGCUCAUCAGAAGGUGUUCCAAAUAAGCAUUACUUUUUACUCUAUCCUUAAUGCUGUAUGACUACCUAGUCAUCUUGUUGUCCUUCAUACAGUAUACACUAGAAAACAGGCUUUUGUAAAUAAAUUUAAAUAU
Molecule: messenger RNA, 1063 nt
Organism: Molossus molossus (Pallas's mastiff bat)
Lineage: Eukaryota; Metazoa; Chordata; Mammalia; Chiroptera; Molossidae
Gene: CD58
Product: CD58 molecule
Exons: 6
Coding region: 68-832 (254 amino acids)
Cellular component (GO): cell surface
Molecular function (GO): signaling receptor binding
Source: RefSeq, a predicted model, not a curated record